Messenger RNA from Perca fluviatilis (European perch), 1342 nucleotides. RefSeq names its product neoverrucotoxin subunit beta-like. The coding region runs from base 138 to 1091 and encodes 317 amino acids. Gene Ontology annotation, molecular function: protein binding. Lineage: Eukaryota; Metazoa; Chordata; Actinopteri; Perciformes; Percidae. The record is from RefSeq and is a predicted model, not a curated record. The transcript has 6 exons.
UGACAUUUCUAGGUUGGGAUUUAAAGGUGGGAGGAAUUGAUGAACACAGACAGCAGCAGCGUCUGUCAGAGUCUGCAGACGGAGGAGGACGUCUCUCUGACCUCAUCUGGACGGGACUUUAAAAGCAGGAAACCACAAUGACAGCAGUGGACCUUUUAAACACUUUGAAGCAUUUAAGAGAAGAUGAAUUUAAGGAAUUCAAAUGGUGUCUGAAGCAGCCAAACGUCCUGGAAGGCUACCAAAGCAUCAACGUAUCCAAGCUGGAGAACGCAGAAAGGAUGGACACAGUGGAUGUGAUGGUUGAAACCUAUAAACUACAAGGAGCUCUGAAGGUGACCAAGAAGGUUUUAGAGAAGCUCAACAGGAAUGAUCUAGUGCAGAAUCUGCCAGACGUCAGCUCAGGACCUGAAGAGUCAGUGGAUGUCAGUGAUGUUGGAAAGACUUCAGAAAACAGAGGAACUCCCUCCUCUCAGAGCAAAGUGGAGGAGAUCCAACAGCUCCUGAGAGAAUUGAAUCUGCUUGCUUUGGACCCUCUCAGGGUGCAGAGGCGUGAUCUGAUGAAAUAUUCCUGUGAACUCACACUGGACACAAACACGGCACACAAAAACCUCAAACUGUCUGACAACAACAGGACGGUGACACUGGUGCUGGAGGAGCAGCCGUAUCCUGAUCAUCCAGAAAGGUUUAUCUGUGCUCAGCUGCUGUGUAGAGAUGGUCUGACUGGUCGCUGUUACUGGGAGGUUGAGAGGAGAGGAGAUGUUCAUAUAUCAGUGAGUUAUAGAGGAAUCAGCAGGGGAGGAGGCAGUGAAAACUGUGAGUUUGGAUGUAAUGAUCAGUCCUGGAGACUGUGGUGCUCUGAUGGUGGUUACUCUGUCUGGCACAAUCGCAGAGUAACAUCCAUCUCCUCCUCCUCUGUCUCUGAUAGAGUUGCAGUAUAUGUUGACUGUCCUGCUGGCUCUCUGUCAUUCUACACAGUCUCCUCUGACUCACUGAUCCACAUCUACACCUUCAAAACCACCUUCACUCAACGUCUUUAUCCUGGGUUUGGGAUUCAGUUCCCUGGUUCCUCAGUGUCUCUGUGUUCUCUGUAGGAGGAGACAACUCCCGCUCCUCUGGUUUAAAUGUUGGUGGAGGACGAGGCUUCACUUUGGUUCACAUUUGUCUUUAAUGAAAUGUUCUUCUUCUUUAGUGAUGUUGAAAUGAUCUCCUCAGGGAUGAAACUAGUUGUGUAUAAACUGUGUUGACUUUGAUGUUCACUUUAAUCAUGUUUUAUUUGAGCAGCUUCAGGUGUUAGUGAUUUAUUUCCAUAAAGGUUUAAAGAUAAAAAAGACUUGAUAAGUUC